CGCUUCCAAGUCUUGUUUCUUGAUCUUCACAAAGGUGUCAUCCACGUAGCGGUACCAGUGACUUGGUGGUGUGCCCGGGAACGAGGACAAUGUGACAGUUGAUGUUACAAUUAGUUUGACAAAACUGCCUGGACUCAGGUCCCACAUGUACCUGGAGUCCAGUUAUGCUCCCAGAUAUAUUCUAUAAUGAACCAGGAAGUGUUGUUGCAAAACCAACUUGUUCUACUGCUCAAACAGCCACAGCUGUGCAGCUGUAUGUGCGUCUGAUUCUGGUCGUCAUGAUCAUCGUAUCAUCAGCAGCUGUGCUGAUAUUCUGCAGGAAGAGGGCCAGUAAACCCAAAGAACCUCCUGCAGAAUCUGAGUAUGCUACCGUCACAAAGCCCAGCCGAAUGUCUGAGGAGAUCAGAGAGGAGGACAGACACAGCAGAGCUCCUCCUGUAGAAAUAUCUACACUUUAAACUUUCCACUGCAGCCAGUUCUCAGAAGAAAACUGAAGACGACUCGAGUAACCUCACCUCUUCUCAGGUGGAUUUUUCCAACAGUACACUACCAGCUGCUGUGUGAUUGUAAAGCGGCGUGAUACGAAGCAAAGUUCGGGGGGACGUGAGUGAACAGCCUGUCUAAACUUUUUUGGGACAUCAGACGAUCUGAAACUAACCAGUGACACAAAAAAAUAUUUUUAACUUCAUGCAAAUGAGGGCAACAUUUGCCUGGAGGCUCUGAAGUGAUUAUCAGAAAAACAGACACAAAGAAAAAGUAAUGUAGUGAAACAGGAAGUUUAGUCUUCAUCAAGUGUGGAUGGAUGUCUCUGAGGGAGAGUUUCUGGGAUCCUUCUUCUGUGUGUCCCUUUGCCUUCAAGAUCACAGAUACAAACAAAAAGUGCUGCUCGACACAAUGUCUCGUACAUGUUUGGAGAAAGCGGCAGGUUGUUUACUUACACAGUGUUUGCUGUCGAUGGAAGCUUCUAAGUUACUAGCUUGCAGUGAUGUCGUGCAAUUUAUUUGCCUCCUUCUGCACUGAUAGCCGGUUAGCAGUCGCACUUUGGGGGGAAAAAAGUUCUGAAUGAAAACUGUUCCCAGGUCUGAAAGCUUCACUGAAUAAAUCCACUCUGUGCAUGGGUCGACUCCAGGACCCUCAGGUGGGUUUUUGAUCAUUAAUUUAAAGUUGUAUUUAAAGUAGUUAGUAUAUAGUUAGCAUUUAAAGUUAUUUUAGUAUAACUAUACUACUGUAGUAUAACUCUGAAUUUAUUUUAUUUUGGUGAAAUUAACAGUAAACUAUGUCAGUUAUAGCUGACAUUAAAUGUUCCUGGUGACUAGUUGUCAGAGCAGGUGUUUUAAAAUGGUUUUACAGUGUGACUGGAAAUGUAACACCAAACAGCAACUAACUGCUGGAAAAAAGUCAAUAUAUGUUUUUUAAAAUGUUAACAGUGAAGAAGAGAAGUUUGUGUAAGCUCUUUGUGUUUAUUGCAUCUGCAGAAAUGUAUAUGUUUUGUUAUUGCAGUUAGAUACUGUAUUUAUGUAUUCAUUCAUUGGUGAUGAAUCUAGUCGUCAUGAGAACGUCCUGCAAAAUUUUAACUUCCUGAUCCUUUGAUACUAAGUGAUCAAUAUUUCCGUCACAGGAAUAUAAUAAUAAAAUAUUCAUAACAUAAAUAUUCAAAUUGUACAACAAACUUCCUAUCGCUUUACUCCCCAACCUGAUGGUUCAGACACAAACAGCAUCUGUUUGAAGUGAAAGAAAGUCACUUUGGUAAAAGAAUGAAUUAGAACAGAAGCAGUCGUUUACAUAUUUUUAAUGAAAAUAAACUUGACACACAUUUUUUAAUGCAGGUCUGUUUUCGGUCUGAAUGCUCGCAAAAAGAUGCAACAACGUUUAAUAGUUCACCCUCCUGUCAUGCUUUGUUAUACGAAUUGUCUGUUUUCAUAAGUACAAAAUAAAAAUCAGCUUAAAUGUACUGAAGCACAAACACUCCUCUUGUUUUUAGAAAAUAAUUCUUGAAACAUGUUGAAUAGUAUAAGAAGCAGCUUAAACUGGCAGAUUUGUGCACUUCUUUAAACAAAAAAGACAUUGAACUCAAAAAUGGACAAAAAUGACUUAAUAAGGUGCAGACAUACUGUAGUAAUAUCUCCAAAAAUACAACAUUAAUGCUGCUUUAAUUAACAACCAAGCCUAGUUUUACUGUAAAAUCAUCCACGAACUUGCAGAUAAUGGAAUGAAAACAACGUUAAUGUAGAGGGGAGGAGAGUACAGAGUGUGUGAUGUGUUUGGAGGAGGGACUCCAUCAUUUGGAGAAGAGAGAAGUUCCUGGUUUGCCAGUGAAGAAGAAAGAGAGGCAGCGUUAAACCAUCAGAGCCUCCAACAUGAACGUUGGUCACACUUUGAUCUGCUUCUUCUUCCUCACACUGCGGGAUGGAAACACUGGUCUCAUCAAUGCAGAAAUCUCCGUCCAUACAGGAACUGAAGGAGGAAACAUCACAGUUGAAUGCUCCUUCACUUUCUCUGGAAGCAGGAAGAUCUUCUGUAAGGAAGAAUGUGAAGGAAAAGACAUUCUCGUUGAAACAACUGGUGACAGAGCUCAGAGUGGCAGAUACAGCAUUGAAUAUAAAGAAGGAAGUUUUCCACUAACUUCUACACUUCUGUAUGUGAGCAUCACAAAGCUGACUAAGUUAGAUUCAGGACGGUACAGAUGCAGUUUGGCCAGAUUUUUAAUUCCAGAUUCAUCCGAGGAGUUUGAGAUCAGAGUCACAGAUGCUCCGAUCACUUCUAAACCAAACUGGACUCUCCGACCUUUUUCAACAUCAGUCCCGUCAGCCUCCACACUGAAGACAACACAGAGUUUACGCUCCAGUUCAGGGAGCUCCACACCUUCAUCAGCCUCCACACUGAAGACAACACAGAGAUUACGCUCCAGUUCAGGGAGCUCCACACCUUCAUCAGCCUCCACACUGAAGACAACACAGAGAUUACGCUCCAGUUCAGGGAGCUCCACACCUUCAUCAGCCUCCACACUGAAGACAACACAGAGAUUACGCUCCAUUUCAGGAAGCUCCACACCUUCAUCAGCCUCCACACUGAAGACAACACAGAGUUUACGCUCCAGUUCAGGAAGCUCCACACCUUCAUCAGCCUCCACACUGAAGACAACACAGAGUUUACGCUCCAGUUCAGGAAGCUCCACACCUUCAUCAGCCUCCACACUGAAGACAACACAGAGUUUACGCUCCAGUUCAGGAAGCUCCACACCUUCAUCAGCCUCCACACUGAAGACAACACGGACUCCAGCUGCAGCCACAGGUGUGCUGCCCUAUUUGGGUCUGAUUCUUGGCGUCAUGAUCGUCGUAUUUUUAGCGGCUGUGCUGAUAUUCUGCAGGAAGAGGGCCAGUAAACCCAAAGAACCUCCUGCAGAAUCUGAGUAUGCUAAUGUCACAGAGCUGAACAGAGUGUCUGAGGAGAUCAGAGAGGAGGACAGACAGAGCAGAGCUCCUCCUGUAGAAAUAUCUACACUUUACACUUUCCACUGCAGCCAGUUCUCAGAAGAAAACUGAAGACGACUCGAGUAACCUCACCUCUUCUCAGGUGGAUUUUUCCAACAGUACAGCUGCCUCGCUCCACUGCGCCCCCUGUGGUGAUGCAGAUAACACCGUCUACUCUGUGCCUCGGGUAGAAGCGAGCUCGGACGACAGCCACGCCGAAGACACUUCACCUCCUCUGUACUAUACUGUUACUUUUCAUCAGCUGUAGCUUCAUUUACUCUCUCAGGGGCCAACAGGUGAACACAAAGUGGUUUAAAUGAGUAACAUUCACACAAAAAUCAUUUUUUUUCCCUGUGACAACCUGUGAGAAGUUAUAUCUCUCUCAUUCAUAACUGUGCUGUCACAACGUUAGCUUCAAGUUAGAGCUACUUUUAUUACUUCUUUAAGUUAAGAUUAUCAUAAAUAUUGUGGUUAAAGAUAUGAAAGUAUUAUUAAAGUUAUUUUGGUUAAGGUAAAUCAUUUGUAUGGUACAAGUUAUGUUACCAAAAGUAUUUGGGUUAUAAUUUGGGGUUCACGCUGUCUCAGUUACUCAGGAUAAUCCAUUGACUUCACUGUCAAAGGUUUUUAUUGAGAACUAUUUUCUACCAAAGUAUGACUACCAGCUGCUGUGUGAUUGUAAAGCGGUGUGAUACGAAGCAAAGUUCGGGGGGAAGUGAGUGAACAGCCUGUCUAAUCUUUGUGGGACAUCAGGCGACCUGAAACUAACCAGUGACACAAAAAAAGACUUUUUAACUUCAUGCAAAUGAGGGCAACAUUUGCCUGGAGGCUCUGAAGUGAUUCUCAGAAAAACAAAGAAAAAGUAAUGUAGUGAAACAGGAAGUUUAGUCUUCAUCAAGUGUGGAUGAAUGUCUGAGGGAGAGUUUCUGGGAUCCUUCUUCUGUGUGUCCCUUUGCCUUCAAGAUCACAGAUACAAACAAAAAGUGCUGCUCGACACAAUGUCUCGUACGUGUUUGGAGAAAGCGGCAGGUUGUUUACUUACACAGUGUUUGCUGUCGAUGGAAGCUUCUAACUUACUAGCUUGCAGUGAUGUCGUGCAAUUUAUUUGCCUCCUUCUGCACUGAUAGCCGGUUAGCAGUCGCACUUUGGGGGAAAAAAAAGUUCUGCAUGAAAACUGUUCCCAGGUCUGAAAGCUUCACUGAAUAAAUCCACUCUGUGCAUGGGUCGACUCCAGGACCCUCAGGUGGGUUUUUGAUCAUUAAUUUAAAGUUGUAUUUAAAGUAGUUAGUAUAUAGUUAGCAUUUAAAGUUAUUUUAGUAUAAUUAUACUACUGUAGUAUAACUCUGAAUUUAUUUUAUUUUGGUGAAAUUAACAGUAAACUAUGUCAGUUAUAGCUGACAUUAAAUGUUCCUGGUGACUAAUUGUCAGAGCAGGUGUUUUUAAAAUGGUUUUACAGUGUGAUUGGAAAUGUAACACCAAACAGCAACUAACUGCUGGAAAAAAUAUAUAUGUUUUUUAAAAUGUUAACAGUGAAGAAGAGAAGUUUCUGUAAGCUCUUUGUGUUUAUUGCAUCUGCAGAAAUGUAUAUAUUUUGUUAUUACAUUUAGAUACUGUAUUUAUGCCUCAUUCAUCUGUGAGGAAUCUAGUCGUCAUGAGAACAUCCUGCAAAAUUUUAACUUCCUGAUCCUUUGAUAUUAAGUGAUCAAUAUUUCCAUCACAGGAAUAUAAUAAUAAAAUAUUCAUAACAUAAA
Messenger RNA from Siniperca chuatsi (mandarin fish), 5218 nucleotides. RefSeq names its product putative protein TPRXL. NCBI's taxonomy places the organism in Eukaryota, Metazoa, Chordata, Actinopteri, Centrarchiformes, Sinipercidae. The transcript is spliced from 10 exons. The coding region runs from base 2358 to 3542 and encodes 394 amino acids. The record is from RefSeq and is a predicted model, not a curated record.